Molecule: messenger RNA, 3778 nt
Organism: Homarus americanus (American lobster)
Lineage: Eukaryota; Metazoa; Arthropoda; Malacostraca; Decapoda; Nephropidae
Product: inter-alpha-trypsin inhibitor heavy chain H5-like
Exons: 21
Coding region: 129-3734 (1201 amino acids)
Biological process (GO): hyaluronan metabolic process
Molecular function (GO): serine-type endopeptidase inhibitor activity
Source: RefSeq, a predicted model, not a curated record
GCAGCCCCUCCACCUGCCACCCAUCAGCAGGGCCUCACCUUAAAGAGUGCCGUAAAGCAGCGCCAGCCCAUCAUUGUUCUACACGACGCUCUGGUGAGACUUACAAAACUCUCUUGGUGACCUGGACAAUGCAAGACUUCCUGCUGAUACUACUCCUGCAGGUGUUACUCGUGACUCAGGGUGAGGGUACGCGGGGUGCUGUGAAGAGGGUGUUAGUGAGAAGUAAUGUGGAGCACCGAUACGCCGUCACCUCCUUCGUCGCCACCCUCAGGAACCCUCGACCAAGUCCUGAGCAACUCACCCUCACUGUCAUUCUGCCCAGUGACGCCUUCGUCUCAUCUCUCACCAUAGAGACGGGUGGCAGGAACUACACGACUGAGGUGACGGAGCGGAAGCGAGACGGGCGUAGACGACCCCACAGUGAGGAUCCUCACACCCCGCGCAGGACGAGGAUAAAACAAACACAACGAUUCAGAACCUCCACGUGGACUGAGCCUCUGGACACUGCCACCUUCUACCUCUCCUACGAGCAGCUCCUACAGCGUAUUGACGGCCACUACACCCACACCCUCUACCUUCUACCGCACAGUGAGGAGGCGAGGCAGGAUGUACAGGUGACCAUUAAAGAAAGUGAACCAAUUAACUCCUUCAACCUCCUACAGCGACCUGACCAUCGAUACUCCGGUCAUGUACAAGAGGAGGUGUUAGGUAUUGGCGAGGUACGUGUGAGGUACUGGCAAGGGAUGAACCACUCCAGUGACAACAGUAUUGACACCACCGUUGACACCAGCAUCAUCCCUCUCAGCAGAAGCAGUAUUACCAACACCACCAACAACAGUAAGGACGGAGAAGGAAAUGCCCUGUCUAUUAGUUAUGACGUGGGCAGGACAGUCGACGGGGGAGAGAUACAGCUGCUGGGGAGGUUCUUCGUCCACUACUUCUGUCCCGAGGGGCUACCCAAGCUGCCCACACACACCGUCUUCGCCCUCGAUGUGUCGGGAUCCAUGCAAGACUUCGGCAAACUGGACCAGCUGAAGAUAGCCAUGGAGGCCAUCCUGAGGGGACUUCCUCCUGAGGACUCCUUCGAGGUGUUGGUGUUUUCGACGCGGGUGACCUCGCUGGGGGUGUACCGUGCUCGACCCCGGGAGGUGGCGCGAGGAGUGUCCAGGAUCCACCGCCUCCAGGCACUAGGAGGCACCAACAUCAAUGAGGCCCUCCUUCAGGCAGUUCUUGGUGCCAACACCCACAACACCACCCACACCGCAGCUAAACAGGUGGUGUUCUUGACGGACGGGAAGCCUAACAUGGGAGAGACCAAGACAGAGAGCUUGAGGAGGAACGUGCGGGAGGCCAACAUACACCAGCUGCCUAUCUUCUCCCUCGCGUUCGGCCAAGACGCUGACCUCAGGUUACUGCGGCAGGUGAGUGCAGACAACAAAGGUUUCACGAGGACGAUAGACGACAAGGAGCGCCCCGCCGACCAGUUGCAGGACUUCUACAAGCAGAUCUCCUCGCCGCUCAUGACGGACGUGGACAUAGUCUAUCCCGAGGACGAGGUCGAUCCCAACUCCGUGGUCAGGCAGGACAUCACCUCCACCUACUACUCCGGGGACGAGGUGGUGGUAGCGGGGCAGUUGGCGGAGGGAGCGACGGAGGUUCAUCCCAUUGUGGCGGGGCAGGGCAAGAGCGGCCCCUUACAGUUCCGGGUGUCGAGGAUCGGCACCCCCGAGCCCCCCACCCUUACCGCUGACCCGCAGAGGAACAACUACGUGGAGAGACUCUGGGCUUAUCUCACUGUUCAGGACCUGUUAGCUGUGCAGGAGAUCAUCAUGGACAGGAACCUUCGAGGAGAGAUGCGGGCCAGAGCCAAGGAGAUAGCCAUCAGGUUCAAGUUCGUGACGAAGUUGACCACUCUGAACGUGGUGAACGCGGAGGACCUCCCUGAAGGGGCGCCCCCCGGCCUCAAGUCCGCGGCACGACACCAGAAGUCCAACACGGAGGAGGUGCUGGCCUCACAGAUACACGAGGGCCUCACCCUCCUCAGCCCCUCCGAGUUUGCCAAGACCCUCCCAGCCCCCCACAGCGCCAAGAUAAAGGCUCUAGACAGCAACAACAACUUAUACGGUGAUAGCGACCCACACUUCGUGGUUCAGGUCCCCGGGAUGGACCUCCCCUUAUGCUUCGACAUCCACGGUACACCUGGCGACGUCCUCAGCCUCGUCCGAGACCCUCAGUCAGGUAUAGUGGUGAACGGUGAGGUAGAAGAGGCAGUGAUGAGAGAAGGAGCCACCUACUUCACCAAGAUAUUUAUUUCACUCGGCUCCGUAAACUUCACCAUCACACCUAAACGCAUCAAGGUAGACUGCCUUGAUGACGCCGGUCAACCCACGGUGGAGAGUGUGUCCACGUCACUGUGGCCCUUCAAGAAAAUGAACCCUAGGAGGCGUAGAGGCCGGCGAGGUAAGAAACCCCGAGGCAAGAAGAAGUAUCACAGGCGUUCUGGGGUCAGGCAGCAGCGGGCCAAUGAUCAGACGCAACACCCGCGACGCAGCUCACGCCAGGCGCUAUCUUCUACGCCACACAAGACCAGAUUCCUGAAGGUCCUAGAGACUCGUUUAAGGAAGAGGAAACGCAACAAGAGACGAGGCCGUGUCAACUCAACCAGAACCAGAUAUCAGCAACACACAAGUAAUGAUCAAAUCCAUCCACAUUCCCUCAGACGCUUCACAAAUCCUCAUUCUCAAACGUCGCUAAGAGACAGGCGACGCUCCCAAGAACCUACCGGCAUCCAGGCGCACCCACGUCGCACCACGAACAACAUACACCCUCAGGCUUUUAGAAAUCAAAUCCAUACGCUUACGCCUAAGAAAACGUUACACCCACAGGAUGCCAGGAGCCGAAUUCAACGAGGCGAUGGUGACAAUAACCAAUAUCAAGCUGCAACUACAUUGUUACGCACAGCCAGACACACCCCCUAUUCACCCAUUGACAACCCGUCGCCUCUCAGAUAUCCACGCAGGUAUCAUCCACAAUCACAUAACUUCAUCCAUCCUCAAUCACAUGCUUUCUCUCCCCCAAAAGCUCCAGAGAGAACGAUGUCGCAACCGAAAGACACAAACAGGGCGUUCAACACCCAAGAUAGUACCCAGACGAUCCAGCCUUCCAGGGACCAAUUUCAAUCACCCUCCAGACUGAUGAACUCGGCGACACAAGGAGAAAGUAACCGUCAGGCCAGAGGGGAACAACUGGUCCAGGAGUGCAAGAAGUCCUUAAGCUGGAAGAAGGCAGCGGGGAGAAGGUACGGGCAGGUGGUGGUAGCCCUGAGGAACCACCGGAAGCUGGACCUCCUGCUGGGGGACGUGGAGGCAAACUUACUGGUGGCGAGAACCAAGAACAAACACGGUCAACACUUCCUGGGUUUUUACCUGGAGAAUCAUAAAGUCCUCUCCCCUAACACCACCGGCAUAAUUGGACAGUUCGCCUACAAGACAGUGGGGAGGAUCGAUGCUGGCAACAACCAUAACAACACUCAGCCUCAGGAGAAAGUUAGACUGGCGGUGAUUCAGCCUGAUCAUCACCGGACGUACCAAGUGUCAGAAGUAAACGCUUUCCUCUCCAGCCGUUUCUCGCCGCUACACAAGACCCACGUCACCUGCCUCCACAUCCGCCAGCAAGGUCGUGGACUGGUGGCUGGCACCCCUGCUAACUACCUGCUACCCUGCCUCACCUGCUGACCUGCGCCUACACUCUCUCACCUGCUGACCUGUGUCUAUCCUCC